UUUAAAAAGAAAAAAAGACGAAUAGAAAAAAUUUUAUUGAACGUUCACAAAAGUAGAAGAGUGUUUGCAGUAGAGGAGAAAAAAAACCCGACGAAAGAAAAAGAAAUAGUCAUUUUUUGUGUAUUUAACUAUAACGAUACGCAAAAAAUAACAUUAAAAAUUUGCACUUUCUUAACAAAGUGGUGAAGAAAGAAAGAAAUUUUAGAAUUUUAAUUGUUUAAAAGAGUUAAAAAAAGACAGUGAAAAAUGAAUGAAGAAUACGAUGCUAUUGUUUUGGGCACCGGCCUUAAGGAGUGUAUCCUAAGUGGUAUGCUUUCUGUAUCCGGCAAGAAAGUACUUCAUAUCGACCGCAAUAAGUACUAUGGUGGUGAAUCGGCCUCGAUAACACCAUUGGAGGAGCUGUUUCAACGUUUUAAUGUCGAGGUGCCCGGUGAUAAAUAUGGGCGCGGCCGCGACUGGAAUGUGGACUUAAUACCCAAGUUCCUGAUGGCCAAUGGCCAGCUGGUUAAAUUGCUGAUACAUACGGGCGUUACCCGUUACCUCGAAUUUAAGUCGAUCGAGGGUAGUUAUGUAUAUAAGGGAGGAAAAAUUGCCAAGGUACCCGUUGAUCAAAAGGAAGCCUUAGCAUCUGAUCUCAUGGGUAUGUUCGAAAAACGUCGUUUCCGCAAUUUCUUGAUCUAUGUUCAAGACUUCAAGGAAGAUGAUCCAAAAACCUGGAAAGAUUUCGAUCCAUCGAAAGCAAAUAUGCAGGCUCUAUACGAUAAAUUCGGUUUGGAUAAGAAUACACAAGAUUUCACAGGUCAUGCCUUGGCCCUGUUCCGUGACGAUGAAUAUUUGAAUGAGCCAGCCGUUAAGACUAUACAACGUAUUAAAUUGUAUUCGGAUUCAUUAGCCCGAUAUGGUAAAUCACCAUAUCUAUAUCCCAUGUACGGUUUGGGAGAAUUACCACAAGGUUUUGCCCGUUUAUCGGCCAUUUAUGGUGGCACUUAUAUGUUGGAUAAGCCCAUUGAUGAAAUCGUUUUGGGCGAGGGUGGCAAGGUAGUAGGUGUACGUUCUGGUGAUGAGAUUGCCAAAUGUAAACAGGUCUACUGUGAUCCCAGUUAUGUUCCCGAUAAGGUACGAAAGAAGGGUCAAGUUAUACGUUGCAUUUGUUUAUUGGAUCAUCCAAUUGGCAAUACUAAAGAUGCAUUAUCAACCCAAAUUAUCAUUCCACAAAAACAAGUCGGUCGCAAAUCAGACAUUUAUGUAUCAUUGGUCAGUUAUGCCCAUCAGGUCGCUGCUAAAGGCUGGUUCGUCGGUAUGGUUUCGACUACCGUCGAGACCGAUCAGCCAGAAAAUGAAAUUAAACACGGUUUGGAUCUACUAGAGCCCAUUGCACAAAAGUUCAUUUCGAUCUCGGACUAUUAUGAGCCGCUCGAUGAUGGUUCCGAUUCUCAAAUAUUCAUUUCGGAAUCUUAUGAUGCCACAACUCAUUUCGAAACCACUUGCCUCGAUGUAUUGGACAUUUUCAAACGUGGUACUGGUGAAGAUUUCGAUUUCUCUAAAAUCAAACAUGAAUUGGGUGAUGAAGAUCAGUAAAUCUUUAGAAACUGAUAGAAAUGACUUUUAGAAACAACAACAACAACAACAUUAUCAUCAUGAACAUAAAUUUUUAUUAGCGUGCAGUUAACACAGGGGAAUCAAAACUUGGCUAAACACAACAACAACAACAACACCACAGCAAACACAAAAUAUAUGGAAAACAAAGAGAAAUAUUGAAAUAAAUUGAAAAUUUAAAAAAAUGGUAUUAUGUAAAAUUAUGCAUUAUAAACAUAAAUAAAACAAACAAAACCAGAAGAUUUGCUUAGAAUGAAAACAUUAAAAAUAAAAACAUCAUUAAAAAAGAAUAAUAUUAAAUAAAAGCUUAACAAAAAAAUAUAAACAAAAAACUCAAUUAUAUUUAAAUAAAAAGAAAAAAAGCAAAAUAUAAAAGUAAAAAAAAACAACAUGUUUAAGAGAUUUUAUAAAAAAAAAACGAAAAGUAAAGCUCCCCCUCUCUGUCAUUAUUUCUCAACAACAACAACCCUGGUCCCCCUUGCCCUAUAACUCUCAAUCUGCAACAAUUCCAAGUAAAUAGAUUGUUAAACAGAAGAACUCUUUAAAUAAAAUAUUUAUAAAUAUAUUAAUAAAAUAUAAAAAAAUGUAUUGAAAAUAAA
Messenger RNA from Lucilia sericata (common green bottle fly), 2195 nucleotides. RefSeq names its product rab GDP dissociation inhibitor alpha (gene Gdi). Gene Ontology annotation, molecular function: Rab GDP-dissociation inhibitor activity. The record is from RefSeq and is a predicted model, not a curated record. Gene Ontology annotation, cellular component: cytoplasm. NCBI's taxonomy places the organism in Eukaryota, Metazoa, Arthropoda, Insecta, Diptera, Calliphoridae. Gene Ontology annotation, biological process: protein transport; vesicle-mediated transport; small GTPase-mediated signal transduction.